AUGGGGAUUGCGCGUAACGUGAUUUGCGACCACUCUUUGUUCCCAGACUCCGAGCAGUCACCGGCUGUGUACUUGAGGGACGACCCACUGUUCGGCAGCCUGCAGCUGCAACAGCACAGCGAGCUUCGUGCACCGACAGCGGAACGUGCCGCCUUCUAUUUGGAUGCGGCAGUCGCGGGCCGACAACGAGAGGACGGAGACGCGCACAUGCUCUACACUCUACACGUUUAUCAGUACAGCGUCGCUGGCAAGGGUGGAGUUGCGGGAGGUAGAAGCAGGCUCCAUCUAAUGGACUUGGGUAAUUCGGAUCGUGGCAAGUCUUCUGGCGGGAUACCCUUGUCCGGAUUAGGCAAUAUCCUGCUAGCGAUCUUCAACGGGCAGAAACAUCUGCCGUACAAGGAGCACAAACUAACCCAAUUACUAAAGGAGUGUCUCGGCUCGUUGACGUGUCACGCCGCGAUGAUCGCCCACGUGUCUCCCAACGCUCAACACUACACGGAGACGCUAACCACCGUGCAACUGGCGUCCCGUAUUCACCGAAUGAGACGAAGGAAGAUCAAGUUCGUGGGUGGGGGCACGCAAGGAACAGGUAGUGGCGGAAGUUCCGGCGAGGAGGCAGCCAGGCAGAACAGCGAAUGCGAUCCAAGUUCCAGCGAUUUGUCCGCGGAUACGGUGAUCUAUGUCGGUCCCAGCACCGACGAUGCCACGGACGGCGAACAUCCUCCCGUUUAUAUACCCAGUCUGAACUCCGGAGACAAUCGUUGCGCCAUGGGAAGAGUGCUUCGUGGAUCCGCGGCAGAGAGACCCUGCAAGAUCCCGGAAGAGCGCAGUCCGGUGCACAAAUCCACCAAGGUAGUAAAGACAUUGACGCAGACAGCCUCGAAACAGACUUCUCCGGCGCACACCGCUACUCCGAAGGCCAGUCCAGCCAGAAGGAGUUCGUCGACUAAAGUUCUUUCCUCGUCGAAGGCAAACGAUUCGCCUGGCAGCAAGAUUCCAGUUGCUGCACCUAGCGGUGGUUCGGACGAACAAUGGAUAGACGGUCCCAGAAUUUCCAAGUCUAAGGUUGCCGAGGCUAGACACAUGUUGAAAGAUCCUCACCACAAGAGGGAGACUUGGAUCGACGGUCCCAUGCAACUGACUGGUCCGCCUACCUUGCAACUACACACUCAGCAACAUUCCUCUGGUUACGGGUUCAUGGACAGCCACAAGAAGAGUAUGAUCAGAAAAUGGGUCGAGAACCAGUCGUCGCAGAUUCAGAAGAGCAGACACGCGGCAGCUAAAAUCGAAUCUUCGAAGAUAUCCGGCCAGUCGUCGCAGUUUAAGGAACUGACGACGUUUAAGACGUGCGGAGGUAUGGACGACGACGACACCUCGUUGUCCACGGUCGAAAGCGACAGUCUGAAGGUGAACGAGAUUGAAGAUAUCACGGAGAAGCUCGGCGCCAAGCUAAAUCUUUUGAACGUCAAGUCCAACACGGAUUCUGGAUUGGAUCUGACGGCCAGUCCUGUUAUGGACGACAGCAUGGACAAAGGAAAACUGGAUCUUCAGGAGGACGAAGACGACGACGAGGAGAUUGUGGUACCUCCGCCAUUACCUCUCAUCGAACCACUUAGCAACGGCGUCAGCAGAGAAGUCUCGAUGGAAAGUUUGAACCUCUCGCACAAGGAUAUUGUCUUGCCUUCCAGACACUCGUUGUCCUCCGAGGACGAGAUCUUAGAGAUUGUCGAGGUCGAGGAUUUGGAACCUGUUCCCAUGCAGGAUUCGUGUCUUCAGGUAACGGAGGAGGAUAUCGCGAUGUGUAUGGGAGAGAAUCCUUUACCCGAGAGCGAUCAGGAGGAACAUCCUUUGAGAAUUCUCAGUCAGGAGAACCUCACCGUCGUAUCGACCUUCACUGACUCGAUGUCGGUAAUGUCAGACACGGAACGGUACAGGCCUCAAUAUCCGCCUCCGGUCGGCGCCGGUGUGUUGCCCAGACCUUAUUUCGACCACGAGGACUUCCUAGAACAAGAGACCAGGCACAAGUUCGACCAAUUGGCUCGACUCCACGAGCUCUACCAAAGUAAGCUGGCGCUCGCCAAUGUCUCCAAUUCGGUCACUUAUCAAAGGGAGAACUCGUCGAACGUGAACGUCAGAGAAGCUCCAUCCGCCCCUGUCUUCCGUCCACCGUCGCGCUGUCAAUCCUUGUCCCUUUCGGACGUGAUGUUCAACGACAAUGCGAGCAAUCACGGCAGCAUCUACAGCGAGCCCGCGUACAUUGCCGGCAAGUCCGAUCAGGAGAAGAUCUGCGACAAUUGUCGUCAGAGCAUGACCAGACCGGCCACUGCUUCUUACUGGUAUCCAAACAGCGUAGCGCACAUAGCCAGUCCCAGGAGAUACUGUGGGAAACUUGGCGAGUGCAACAUCUCCAGUCUCCGGCAUCCUGACGGUGCUUCGAACCCUAAUCUCAAGGAAGAAGUGGAAAGGUUACCGGGAAAUGGAGCUUCGGGUUCAGAUCCAGAGGAGGAAUACGUCGAGGCGAAGAAACUGUUCACAGCGGCUGAGAGGUCUGAGAGGACUGUCACUGGCAAGUCAGAUAUCGAGGAAGAUCUCAAAGUUCAAGCAACAACACCGCUGCAGUUGUCUAUUCCAUCGCCGGCGCCAUCCUCAGGUCGAGUGCAACGUAAAAUUACUAGUUUGGGCUCUUCGGUGGGUUUGAACAAGGAAGGGUACGAUUCUGGUGCGGAUUCCACGCCACGCGCAGCGAAACUCUCGCCAGCUACUUUGUCCAGGCAUCGUGCGGAAAGUUCUGGCUACGACAGCAUCGUUAGAGACAGUGAAACGAGCAGUAUCGCAAGCGACUCGUCCAGGCAUACCGGAGCUCUUCAAGAACACCAAGCGGUGGAACAGCGGGUGGCAGAGUACGGGCUCCGGUCACGGGCCCAGUGCCGGGCCCAUCUGCCACGGGCGCCAUCCGCGCUACUGGGGAUACUCGCUUACACAAGCGAGGACGUGGACAUCCUGGACAAGCGCGCGCGGUUGCGCUCGGAUCCACGAGGCACGAUAUCCAGGAUACACAACCUGCGACUACGGCAGCGCCUUCUUAGGUUAGAACUACGUGACGCUAAAAGGCGCUUGAUGGUGCCUGAUGCUCGCUGGAGCUACGAUCUUCAUGUUGAAGAGAGUAUGGACUGGCGAGAUCCGUCGUUCUUAGAAGCGCUCGAGGCUGAGACGUGUAUUCUACGCAAGCGAGUGCAAGCUUGCAAAAGCCACGUCCUUUUGAUCACCUGCUUCGACUCCUGCCCAAGGCAACUGUGCACGCGACAGGCGGAAACGCCUAUAGGCGUUCGAAUCACUUAACCUAGACUUGGAUCAGCGCGCUCAACUGCGUGCUGAUCGUUAACGGAUCUCUAUAUGUACGAUUAGAAACGAGACGAGCGAGGUCGCUGAUGGGGGGGGGGGGGGGAAAAAAUAAACAAGAAAAGAAAGGGGAAUCGUUGUCACGAUGUCGCUCGACUCCGUCCAGUAGUUGUUAAAUGACAAAUUUAGUCGUAUCGUGAUCAUCGUCGCCAUUGUUACGCAUGUGUAAUAAUCGAUCGUAAAGGAGCUUCAAUCCCAUUUUUUCACGAGGAUAAAGCAUCAUUUGCGUUGAUGUGCUGAGAAAUUUGUUGCGUUUGGAUCGCAGGCCGUCUUUUGGAUCUCAGCAUUCCAGAUUAAGAGGAAUCGUAAGAUUUUUACUAUGAUUUCUAAGAUGUUCUAGCCAUGUUAAAAUUGUUGGCCGAGAUGGCAUAUGGAACGUGAGACACAUACUUGUUGAAUUAAAAUAAUUUAACGUACAAGUUGGUGCUUCAUUUUUUAUACUAAUCGACCGUCAAAGACUCAACUUUUAGGUAAAUUCACCGAAUCGCUGCUUCUGGUUUUAAUUGUAAAAGAAUUCCAAACCACCAAAAGAAUAUCAUCUGUCGUAAUUAGAGACUGCUCUUCGUACCUUUAAGCUUCGAGAACAACGCCAAGAUAAUUAGAAAGAAAGUGAUCUGAUCCGUUUAGAACCAGAUGUGCAGUAUUAAA
Frieseomelitta varia is the source of this 4047-nucleotide messenger RNA. Its product is annotated as kinesin-like protein CG14535. Gene Ontology annotation, biological process: microtubule-based movement. Bases 1 to 3339 code for a protein of 1112 amino acids. The transcript has 7 exons. The record is from RefSeq and is a predicted model, not a curated record. Gene Ontology annotation, molecular function: ATP binding; microtubule motor activity; microtubule binding. Lineage: Eukaryota; Metazoa; Arthropoda; Insecta; Hymenoptera; Apidae.